AUGAGGGAAGAAGACUUAAGAAAUCGUAAAUCAUCAGAAGGGAAUCUGAAAGAAUCUUUGAGAUCAAUCGAUCCCAGGCCCGUAAAUAUCCGUUCCAAAGUUAUGGACUCGGUGGAGUUGAUUGAUUUGGAUUAUGUUUUGGUAUCUGGUCCACUAGGGGAUACUUCAUCUGUAGCAAGUGUUAGUAAAGUGAGCCAAAAAGCAUUUAAAUCAGGAAUCCCACCUGUAUAUUCUAGGGUGAACAUUCAUUCAACACCUAGUGCACCUUUGCCCAUCAUUGGUGGGACCUCUAGUAAAAUCCGGUUGACCGGGAGAUUUGAAAGUCAAUGCUCUGCAUCCUCUGGAACAUCUCAUGGAUCGGUUGAUAUAGUUGAUGCUUUAGAAAAACCAUCAACUGACAGCAUGACAAAAAUCAAGUCAUUGCAUGAUUGUGCCUCUGCUAUCUCUGACUUGGUCAAUGAGAAGAUUGAGUCUGGGAAUCGAAUUGAAGCGUUUUCAAUUCAGCUUGUGAUUCUUGCUAUAUGGAAGCAAGCACUGGAUAUCUGUCACACACAGGCUGCUUCAGCUAUUAAAGGAAGUCCAAACCUAGAUAUUUCAACUUCUAACAAGAUCUCAGAAAGGGAACGCGAUAAUACUAAUAUUAAUGAAUGUCUGGAAAAUGCAAAGUUUCCAGAGGAUGUUUGUUCUCAUAUUGAGAGAAUAUUUCUUGGUGAAGUUGAAACUGUCGAGGAACUUACCAAAGUUAUAGAGCCUGUCGAUAUCUCAAAAGAGGAGAAAAAAACGGUGAAUGAUGUUUCCAUUGCUAAAGAAUAUCCAGAUGUUUUUCUCGAAGAAUUGCCUGGACUCCCUCCGGACAAGCAAGUAGAAUUCCAAAUUGACCUUGUGCCUGGUGCUGCUCCGAUUGCAAAAGACCCCUUAUCGUCUUGCUGUUCAUGUCGUGAGCAGCUUCCUAUCGUGCCACCACCAACACCUGAAGACCCAACUGAUGCAGUAUAUGUUGUUUCUGAUCUUUUAGGAGGCCUGGUAGGACAUUCCUUGAUAAUAUGGUCAUCCUUUUUGCAAUAG
Lactuca sativa (garden lettuce) is the source of this 1065-nucleotide messenger RNA. Lineage: Eukaryota; Viridiplantae; Streptophyta; Magnoliopsida; Asterales; Asteraceae. The record is from RefSeq and is a predicted model, not a curated record.